AUGCCACACAAGCUCGACAUCUUAGUCGUGGGCGCUGGGCUCUCUGGACUCGCCGCAGCGAUACAAUGUGCCUUGUCAGGACACUCGGUGACGGUAUUGGAGGGCGCAAGGGAGCUGGCUGAAAUAGGCGCAGGCCUUCAACUUACACCUAAUGCUACACGUCUCCUUCUGAACUGGUCUGUUUACGACACUAUCCGCGAUCGUGUCUGCGAGCCCAUCGCACUGACUGUCCACAACUAUCGCGGCAAGAUACUUGCGCACGAGGCAGAGUUCGAUGCGAACAUCCGCCGCAAGUACGAAGCGCCAUUCUCCGACUGCCAUCGCGUAGAUCUGCAGCAGGCCAUGGUCAAGCGAGCGCAAGAACUGGGCGUGAUCGUAGUACUGAACGCAAAAGUAACGACUAUAAAUCCGGGCUCGUUCACCGGCGAUAGGGCGCGCGUGACAACCUCGGAGGGCUAG
Molecule: messenger RNA, 459 nt
Organism: Alternaria ethzedia
Lineage: Eukaryota; Fungi; Ascomycota; Dothideomycetes; Pleosporales; Pleosporaceae
Exons: 2
Coding region: 1-459 (152 amino acids)
Biological process (GO): secondary metabolite biosynthetic process
Molecular function (GO): monooxygenase activity
Source: RefSeq, a predicted model, not a curated record